Molecule: messenger RNA, 733 nt
Organism: Phanerochaete carnosa HHB-10118-sp
Lineage: Eukaryota; Fungi; Basidiomycota; Agaricomycetes; Polyporales; Phanerochaetaceae
Exons: 1
Source: RefSeq, a predicted model, not a curated record
CUGCAGCGCCUUUUUUUGCCCAUUUCAAACGCAAGGGUGUGUUGCUGGACCGAUGAAGCAGUAUGGAAGCCUAAAAACACACCUAAAUCGCCACCUCUCGUUGUUGCCGUAUCAGUGUCCGCACACUAUCGGGCAGCAGGAGCCCCUUGGUCCACCAGAAGUUGUCCGUAAUCCAUGCCCCUUCCGCACCAGCGAUCCCGCCCACCUCACUCGCCAUCGUGAAACGCACCAUUCAUAUAUGCGAGCACAGGCAAAAAUAAUAAAGAAGACAGCGAAGCAAGCUCAGACGGAGGUGCUGAUUCCUCAUCCGCCUGUCACGUUCCUCCCACCCCAGUGGGCUCCUCUGACUCCUACUCCUCACACCGUUGCACCUGUAUCAAUAGCUGGCUCAAGCACAUUUCAAAUUCCAGUCAUGCCCCGCUUGCAGCCUCACUCGCAGCAAGAUUCAACGAAUAUGCCGAACUCUAAGCCGCGAGAUCCCACUUCCACAGAAAAAGAGGUUCCAUUUUCACCGAUCCCUCUCUCCGCUCCUCCUGCAUCGGCCGCUGCCUUGCCGUCACUCUGCCCUCAAGUUCUGUUCCCCUCGUUACAUCAUGAUUGGCAAGGCGAAGAUUCUGCGUUGGCCAGAUCUUGCGCUAGCAUCACAGAUGAAAUCCCGUCACAGAAAGUCGUACCGUCCCUUGCCGCUCUUUGCCUCGAUCCUCCAUCUACUUCUGAUGGUAGUUCCAGCGUU